GGAGGAGGCGACCGGCGGUGCGCGGCAGGCCGCGCACGCCCCUCCCCCAGCAGAUCCGGGCGCAAGAUGGCGGCGGUGCUCGCGGGCGGGUCGAGGCGGGUGGUGCGGGAGGCGGUGCGGCGUUCCGCCGUUCGUUCGCCCGCCUCCGGCUGCUGGGGCUGCGCGCCUGGAGGGAAGAGGUAUCUGCUAACGGAAGAUGAUAUCAAGUUACAAGAAUUUCAGCGGAUGAAAGUGGUAAUUAGAAAUGAAGUUCAUGGCAAUAAAGAUCCAUAUUUUAAAAGUAUUAAAGAAAAAUUAAAGAAAAAUGGAAUAAUUCUCAAAACUGAAUUAAAAAAUUUACUGCAUUUAUGUCAGACUUCAUCUGAUGUGGAACUAGCCAGAAAAGUUAUUUACAGGUACCAUGAGCAGAAUGGAAUCACAGCCUUACAUAGUUUUAAAUUUGGGCCACUCUUUAUGAGGCUAUGUUAUGAGCUAGAUCUUGAACGACCGGCAGUAGAACUUAUCAAAGAUCAGAAUUUGCGUGGUUUUUUCUCGGAGAGUACGUCAUUCCAUAUUUUGAUGACGAUGUUAUUUAAAAAGGGCCAUUUUGAAAGUGCUUUGGAAGUUCUGGUAGAAAUGAAAAAACAAGGUAUACCUUUCAGCAAAGAAACCUAUCUACUUGCAUUUGCAAUAUGCUACAAACUGGACAACCUGGAAUCUUGCAAAAUCUGUGCAAAACUGCUUGAAGAAGCCCAGCUAAAAGGUGACACAUUACCACUGCGAGCAUACUGCUUUGCUGUGGCAGCUGCUCUGAAGCAGAAUGAUGUUUUGCAAGCCAAGUUGUAUUGUUCCCAGAUAUUGAAAACAGAGAGCAAACUAUACAAUAAUCUUAAAGUUCUUGUCCAGCUCAGAUCUGGUUUGCUAGAAGAAGUAAUAAGGACAUUAGAGGCAGCAGUGAAAGUUGAUACUCCUCCCUUUGUGAAAAAAAUCGAGUUUUCUGAGCAGGUGCUGGCUGCAGUCAGGGAAAAGAUGGAAGAAAAUGCCUACCUUUCUGCCAAAUUAAGAGAUAUUUGUGUGAAACUACAAGCUUCAGGACGGAUAACCAUGUGCACACUAGAAGACAUGCUUUUCCAGAUUCCUAGUUCAAAGAAGAUCCCUGCAAAGCCUUUCAACCAGAAGCAAUUGGGCUAUCAAGCUGCUAAACCACUUCGGUCGAAUCUAUUGUCGGAAUAGUUGAAUAUUUGAUGGCACACUGAACUGCUGUUAGCAUCUCUUAGGAGCCAGGUUCAAGUAAAAUGUCAUCUCCUCUCCUCCACAAUGAGCAAUUAUUUAAGUUGUUUGUGUGAAACUGCAUUUUAAAUACAGAUCGUGUAGCUUUCACAUUUCAAUUUUGAUGAUAAAAACAAGCCAUGACAGUGGAUAUUUGUGUGUUGGUUGUAAAUGGAGUGAUAGAAUGGUUUGAGGUUUUUCCUCAGGCACUUAAAUCAGAAUUUUCCUAUGCUAAACAUCCUGAUGGAAAUGACCAAAAUAAUUUGUGUAUCUGACCUGACUUGUGGUUUGUGGGUAGAAAAUUCAGUCUUCAUCAGAUAUAAUGUUCUGACUAAAAGGACAGACGCAGUCCAGAGUAUGGAAGUUAACUGUUUAUUCAAAUUCUGUACAUCUCAAGAGAAUCAGAGGAAAUAAGGCAUCUUUUUCCCUCAGUUGGAAAUUAUUCCAACGGUUCUGAUAUAGAACCUUAAGUAUCUCCCAAUCUUUUCUCCAGAAAUAACUUUGAUACAGGAUUUGUAAAGACUGCUUGCAGUGUGCAAGGAUUAGUUUCCAAAAAAAAAGAAAAGGAGUGAACUACUCUUCAGUUUACUCGGUUGGCUAGUACUAGCAGGACAACUGUUUGAUGUAAAACUACAUUUUUGUUGGCAGUAAUAGAGGAUAGUUUUAUCCAUUUAGCCUGUUGCAGAGCAAAUAUGUAAGGUCAAUUCUGUUUCAUUUUCUUAUUUAGUGCUUUCAAACUUGAUUUAAUUGCGAGAAGUUGAUUCAUCCUCGGACUGAGAUUCACAUGUUUGUUUUAAUCUGAAUUGGUUAGGUGCCUGGCUGAGGCUGUAUCCUACCUGCAACUGAAGUAACGAGAACUUCUAUUACAAUUACCAAUAUAGCUGAUGUUUUCCAUUCUUUGUUCCCUUGACUAUUUGCUUUCUUGAGGCUGAUUUACUCAAGCUAUAAUUUGUUUUAAAGAAACACCAUUUCUUUGUCUUGAGAGAGAAAGGCACUAACAGCACUUCGGUAGGAAAAGAAAGCAGGAACCCAAGAAGGGUAGGUUCAAAUGAAAACACACACGAUAUUCAGACAAUUGAACAUGAGAAUAUUGAAGGUUGCUGUGGAAGUGGUGUAGAAGACUGGUAACAUCCUCCGUUAGGAAAAAAGGGAGGUGAAAAGAGCAACUUCUAAUAUUCAUGCACAUUAACUCAAACGAAGUCUAAUUUUUUUCAUUCAAGUUGCACAGCAGCUUGUUCAUUAGGGAAGCUUGGAUUUCAUAUGUAUUUACAGAUUUGCGUUUUGGUGCACCAAGGUGCUGAGGCACACUGGCUCUUGUCCAGAAGAUUCUUCAGCCAUAUGCUUAGUGUAGCACAUCCAAGUGUGGUUGGCAUCUAAUUUCCCAGUGCCCAAGAUCAGGAAACCAAACUUGUCUAAAGUUAAGCAAACAUUUAGGGUUUUGCUGGCUUGGAAUGGCUGGAAUGUCCUGGGUUGAGUCACUAGAAAGCAUUUCUUGGGGGUAGCCGCAGGGAAAGGAUAUGCGCUAUAUUAUUGCAGCCAAUGGUAUAGUUUGCUUAUAUAGAGUUUUAAUUAAGGAUGAACCUUGAAAUUCAAGAGAAACCAACAUUAUGAAAUCCGAUUAAUAGAUAUUUGGAGGGAGGAAGGGAAGGGGAGGGGAGGGGAGCAAUCUGGAGAAAACAGGUCGUAUUUCAAAGGGAAUUGCUGUCCUUUUCUUGUAGAUUUCACUGCAAAAGUCUUCUGUAGGACAUGCUGCUUAAAACUUUAUGCAGUAUCUCAAAUGAGGAUCCGAAGGCUUGCUGUUUAUCGUAUUUAAAUAUUUUUCCUGCAAUAAAAAGAAACAUGAAUUUAGAGCAUGUUGUUGCACUCCAACAGCUUUUUGGAACAGUGAUCCAGGAGACAGCAGGUGGCGUUUCUUGAUCAUGCUUUCCUACCGACGCGAUUUCCAGGAAUAACUUGGAUCUGCAGUGUCAGUUGUGUAAAGACAGGGCAGAAUGAACGGUUUGCCCUGUGUUUAACACAUGAAGUCUCAAAAUGGAAAAUCCAGACAUUAGUUCACAGCCUUGAAUUGUUGGUGAUAGGUAUAGACCAUGAACCUAUAGAUUUACAGUAUUUUAUUUGAAACUUAGUACACUUGUUGAAACAACUCAUCUUUGCCAGUGAUCAUGAUGCAGUUUUUAGAGUAUUCUGUGGAAAUACUAUCAAUGACCUAGGAGACAGGCUGUUGAUGUUACUUGUAAUAUGCCAGUGACAAUUAUAAAGGCUUACUUUGCUAUACAUCUUAAAAGAAAGUUGGGCACUUUUUCCAGCUUGAAUUGUAAAAUCACUUUUUUUUACAUUCACAUGGGAUCUAUAUUGUGUGCAGUCUUCAAAGGGCUGAUAGUCCUCUGCUAUAGAUGCUUCUGCUUUUCUCCAUGGGUUAGUACCUCUUUCAUACUCCUUUCCACAAACAUCUUGAGUCUUGGUAAGGAAGGAUCGCUUCCUCUGUGCUUCUGAUAAUUUUCUGCUUUAAAACAACAAAAAUGAAGGUGAAAGGCUUAAUUGGUGCAGGGGAGCUCAGGAAUGCUUCCUAAAGAAGAGGUUUUGUGUGCUUAAUGAACCUUCUGCAUAAGCUUAAAUAACUUUUGAAAUAAAGACUUGUUAGAACUUUGCAGAGCUAUAGAAAGUAGGGAGGCCUAUAGUGUGUAAACUAGAGCUAUUCAACUUUGGGUUUGGUUUUGGGGGUGUUUUUCCUCAGGGCUGUUUCAAAUUGCAUCCUUCUAAAAAUUUUUAUUGCAAAAUAAGCAAAGACUUGUUUCUUUCUUUCUUUGUUUUAAAGCUACAUCUGUUGUGGCUACUUACAUGCCCUUCUCCUACUGCAUACUCAUUAGCAAGUUUAUUAAAAGUAGAUGUUGCUCAUACACCCCUUUCCUCCUCUGUUACUUUUCUCCUGUUGUUUAUGAACAGUGUUUUGAACUCAGCAAGUGUCUGAUUGUCUGCUUCCUUUCCAGGCUACUUUUGAAGUCACCUUAUUUUCAUCUGAUUGCUACAGUUAAGCAGCAAGAGGGGCUAGGAAGACUUAAAACUACUACUGGUACUAGCUUCAUGUUUUGUGAUGUGAAAUAUAAUGCUGCUUCCACAUCUAUCUUUGCACUUGCUGUUGAAGAUAGGUAGCUGAGGACCUCCAGAAGCUUUUGGUGUGUCUUUUGUUCUGCGCAGUUGUCUAGACCUCCUAAUAAUUCCAGCAGCAUGUCUAGUGAAAACCGGGGUAGUCUGACUUCACCUCCCCAAGCAUAGAUGCUGGAUUUUGUGAGUAUUGAUGCUCUAACUACAAACCGUUUUAUAGGCUGUCAGGUAAGGUCAGCUCCCAAAUCCCUAUGCCAAGUAGCAACUCAAAAUAAAUGCAGGAGCACUGGUGCCAGAGGGAAGUUGAGUUAGGGACUAUCUGCUCAAAUCAGACAUAUAGGAUCAGAGCCUACUGAACUUGAACCUGGUGUCUACAUGAAGGGUAAAAGUGAUAUGAUAGUUAUAGGAAACUUCCUCCAAUGGAGAUGAAGGCAGCAAUUUGACAACCAAUCUGAAAGUUGUGGAGAUGCUGCCCAGGCUUGAGAGAGAAUUGGGGGCUCAAGAUGCAGAGCAGAUAGAUGCACCUGGGAGACAGCAUGACAGGAGAGGCUUUCACACUUCCCCUGUAAAGGCAGCAUAAUGUAGGACCCAUCAGAAAUACCUGUACCCAAAUCCAUGUAGGUUGAGGAACAAGAUAGAGGAAAGUCUAUGCACAGCUGCAGAGUUAAGACCUCAUUAGGAUCAUGAUAAUGUACUGGGUUAGCUGUCAUGACUAGAGUGCUGCAAGAAAGACAGGGGUGGGCAGGGAUGGCAGAGAGAUUGAGUUCUGUAUGAAGGAGUCAUACACAUUUGCCUUGGGACAGGUGGUGAGCCGAUAGCGAACUUGUGGAUAAGGAUCAGAGAAUCAGAUCAGCACAGGUGGUGCUGCAAGGGAUAUCUGCUACAUCCCGUCUGAUAAAGAAGAGGGGGCAGGUGAAGCGUUCUUUAGACAUCUGGAGAAAGUCUCAGUCACAGACUCUAGUACUCAUCAGUGACUUUAGUCACCGUGCUGGAAGGGCAAUAAGGCUGGAUGCAAGUGGUCCAAGAGAUUUCUGGAACAUGUUGAAGAUAAUUUCUUGAUGCACAUGACUGAUGGACUGGUGAGGGAAGGUGAUCUGUUGGACCUGCAACUCACAAGUGGGAUUUGGAUUUGGAUUUAGAUCCACAAGUGGAUUUGGAAAGGGCAAGAGCAACCUUUGCUGCAGCAACAAGACUUGAGGAGUUUAAGACCCUGAGAGGAGUAAGUUGGAUCCAGGACUUCACAAGAGUAGGUUUUGGCUUGUUCAGGGAAAUGCUUGCAGGAUCCUGUAGGAACCACUCCUGGAAGGAAAGGGGCCUGGGAGACCUGGUUGAUCUGCAAGGGCAGCCUCAUGAGAGCACAGGGAUGACCCAUCUCAAUGUGCCGAAAGUCAAGCAAGCUGUUGAAAGGCCAGCAUGAAUGAACACAGAGAUCCUGGCUGAACUCAAACGCAAGACACACAGAAGGUGGAAGCAGGGAUAGGCUACUCAGGAGGAAUGCAAACAUAUGACCACACAUGUAGAAAUGGAGCCAGGAAAGCCAAAGCUUGACUGGAGUUCAAACUAACAAGGGAGGUGAAGGAUGGGAAAAAAGGUUUUUCUAAGUACAUUGGCAACAAAAGGAAGGUUAAGGAAAUCUGGGCCUGUGGUCACUGGGGCAGGGGAACUAGUGACAAGUGACUUGGAAAAGGCUGAAGUACUCUGCCUUUUUGUCAGAGGAAGAGAGGCUGGGAGAAGUGGGUUUCCUCAGCCUUAGGAAGAGAAGCCUUGGGUUAAACCUUACUCUGUUCUACAGCAACAUGAUCAGAGGACAAAGAAAAGGUGGAGCUAGACUUUUCUCAAAGAUGCAUGAUGAUAAGGCAGGGAGCAACGGGCAUAAGUUAAAACAGCGUAGAUUCUGAUCAGGUAUUAGGAUAAAAAAAAGCUAUCAUGAGGGUGAUCCAACCCUGGAAAAAGUUGCCCAGAAGGGACGUAAAAUCUCUGUUCUUGUAGGUCUUCAAGAUUCAACAGGACAUGGCCCUAAGCAACCUGGCGUGGUUGCACUUGCUGUGGGCUGUGGUUUGGCCUAUAUGACCUUUGAACGUUCAUUUCAAACUGAAUCGUUCUAUUAGACACCUGGGUGAGCUACUGACUAUGCUGGCUUGCAAUCCCCCACUGUCCUGUGAGAAGUGCACAUGAAGGUUUCAAACUCCCAGCAUGCAACCAUGUAGCUGGCUUAGUAGUCAGCUUCUACACAUUUUUAUAGACAAGGCUCUCUUUUUAGUCUCUUCUGUACUGAGGAUGGUGCUCAGCCCAGCUAGGGGGUUGCCUGGUCCCCAUGCUCACUUGGGGUGUCAGGGUUAUGAGUUACAAUGAAAGUUCUAAACUCUGACCUGGUCUCUCUGCUGCUCCUUUGCUAUCCAGAGUGCAAAUUUCCAAAUCAUAUGACAAUCAUGUGCUGCACAAAUAAGCAAGAUGAUAGAUAGUCUGGUUAAUUCCACCUUUUGGACUGGAAAUCACCAAAUUUAUCUGGAUGUGGUAUAAUAAGAACAAGGUGGGUUGGGAACCCAAUAGUCAGCAAUGAGCUGGUAGACAUCCUUAAAGGGCAUGAAAAGUCUUUUCACCAGUUCUUUAUAAAAGACCUGUGUUAUGUGGUCAAACAUCACACUUUUUUUGGUGGUAAGCAUCUCUAAAAUCAAGUGUUCAGAAUUGCUGGGGCAGCAGAGAGAUUUGAAAUGAGUUCAAGAACACUGUCAGAUACUUUGAUCUAUGGUGGAACUGUAGUACAUUUCAUUCCUUUUCCACAGUUGUCUGAUUCAUAUUGUAAAAUCCGAGAUUGAAAGGGAUAAGAUCAACAUUGUAUUGUUAUCUGGAUUAUUCUGGACAGAACUGGUGUAGUCGGCCUAUGAUUCAAAUAUUCAAUUGCUACAUUCCCCAUUUAUAUCCAGAAUUACUGUUUUGGUUUGUUUGAAUAUGACAUACCUCGUGGUAUUUUGGCUUAUAUAUAUGCUGGUACAACGUUUUCACAAACAGCUCAAGUGUAGUAAUUUAGUUUCACGUAUUAUCAGCUUUUAUUUGUCUCCUGAAACUUCAAAAUUUGUGAGGAUAAAAGAAAAUAAACAUCUCAAAUGAGCUUUGCUUUACCACAUCAGUAAACAA
This is a messenger RNA of Strigops habroptila (Kakapo), 7485 nucleotides long. RefSeq names its product pentatricopeptide repeat domain 2 (gene PTCD2). Gene Ontology annotation, biological process: mitochondrion organization; regulation of mRNA processing; multicellular organism development. The annotation marks the transcript as partial. The record is from RefSeq and is a predicted model, not a curated record. Lineage: Eukaryota; Metazoa; Chordata; Aves; Psittaciformes; Psittacidae. Gene Ontology annotation, cellular component: mitochondrion. The transcript is spliced from 10 exons. Gene Ontology annotation, molecular function: RNA binding; protein binding.